Molecule: messenger RNA, 499 nt
Organism: Nilaparvata lugens (brown planthopper)
Lineage: Eukaryota; Metazoa; Arthropoda; Insecta; Hemiptera; Delphacidae
Product: junctophilin-2-like
Exons: 1
Coding region: 188-433 (81 amino acids)
Cellular component (GO): endoplasmic reticulum membrane; junctional membrane complex; plasma membrane
Source: RefSeq, a predicted model, not a curated record
CGUAUGGCCAGCUGGCGAGGCGACAGACCAGCGACAGUAGCGCCGACUGGCGGCCUGAGCGAGCACUACGAGCAGCAGCACAGUCAGAUGGAGGAGACGGUUCUCAGCUGAUAGUGUGCGGUUGCGGUUGCGGUUGCGGUUGCGUUUGCGGUGUGUAGCGUGAGUGCGCCGAGCGAGCGAUGCGGCGAUGCAGCAGCAGCCAGUGAACGCGUCGCCGGCCGCGACCGGAGCGACCGGCACGGCAACUGCGGCGACCAGCCACGUGAACGGCGGACGGUUCGACUUUGAUGACGGCGGCACCUACUGCGGCGGCUGGGAGGAUGGCAAGGCGCACGGCCAUGGCGUCUGCACGGGCCCCAAGGGCCAGGGCGCCUAUUCCGGCUCCUGGCACUUCGGAUUCGAGGUGUCCGGCGUCUAUACCUGGCCAAGGUAACCCCAUCAUUCCAACCUAGGCUAUAGGUUCUACUUUGACAUUUUUUGAUAAAAUGGCAUAAAAUCU